GAUCACCUGCGACUUCCGGACCGAGGACGAGAGCCGAAAGAAGACAAAGAAACGAAAGCGAGAUCGACGCUGAGCGACAGGGGAAAUUGCCGGCCACAAGCAAAAGGGGGGAGGAGGAAAAGUUCGAGCAAGGACCAGGAGGAGAUCAGAGAUGGUACGUCCCUGGAAUCGAUCUCCCGAGAAAUGCUGCAUCGCGGAAUUCUAUGUGCGAGUUUUAGGCAUGAAUCUUGGAUUUGGUGUGCAUCUAGAAGCACACAACUGCUGAUCCCAAGUCCUGUGACCAUCUCGAUUCAUGCCAUGUCCCUGAGCUGUGACUUAUGUCAACACUGUCACAGUACAUGCCAUUGGUUAUCAGAAAAGAAGAAAAUGCACCUCAAGAGCUAAGGGAUGAAAGGCAUAUGGUCUCCUAAUUAAGACUCUAUGAAUUGGUCAGUGUCAUCUGAAGGUUAACUGAUUGAGAUCAUGGGAAUUUCUGCAAAAUGGUUUAGAUCAUUGGUUGGCAUAAGGAAGCAAGAAAAGUUUCAGCAUCCAGAAAAUGAUGAAAAUAAAAGUGCCUCUGCUGAUAAAUCGCAAGGCCGGAAGAAAAACUCUGUUGGUCUUGAUUGCGCUAAGACAGAAGACGAGUAUGCUCCUGGAACUGCUCCAAUGGCUGGAGAUGCCAACAUCCAGUCAAAUUCAAACGCCACUUCCUCUCCUUCCACAUCAAAUAACAGACAAGUGACUUGUCAAACUCAAGAGAGCAUUAGAGAGGGGUGGGCUGCCACAGUUAUUCAAAGUGCUUUUCGAGCAUUCCUGGCCAGACGAGCUUUACGAGCUCUAAAAGGGCUAGUUAGAUUACAGGCCCUUGUUAGGGGCCAUUCUGUGAGAAAACAAGCUGCAAUAACUCUUCGCUGCAUGCAAGCUCUGGUCAGGGUGCAGGCUCGUGUAAGAGCUAGACGAGUUCGCAUGGCAUUGGAAAGUCAAAUGGGGCGUCAAGAGGUUCAAGAACAGCAACCAUAUGAAGCUCGUGUUAGAGAAAUAGAGGAAGGCUGGUGUGACAGUGUUGGCUCUGUGGAGGAAAUCCAGGCAAAGUUGUUGAAGAGGCAAGAAGCUGCAGCCAAGCGUGAGAGAGCCAUGGCAUAUGCUCUCACUCAUCAGUGGCAGGCAGGUCCCAGGAAGCCAGCUGCACUUGAAGGUUUUGAACCUGAUAAUAAUAACUGGGGUUGGAACUGGUUGGAAAGAUGGAUGGCUGUUCGCCCAUGGGAGAAUCGGUUCCUUGAUAUUAGUCUUAAAGAUGGGGUUAAAGUUCAUGAGAAUGGAACAGCUGAAGGAAAGAGUGGAGCCAGUGGUACCAAAACUCAGACCAAACCCACUGGCAAGAAACCCAUUUCGACGCUUCACUCCAAUACACUAAUCCAUAAAUCAGUACUGUCAGUGUCUGAUGGAAGUGGUUCUUCAUCAAGCCGGUCCGUCAGUAUGCAGGUUUCUUCUCCUUUUCCAUCAGGCAAACCAAAACAAAAGCUAUCAAGUGAGGAGGUUUAUGGAGAAGCCACAUCUCAAGCAUCCAGAUUUGGUGCUCGAUCUUAUAGCAAUCCAAUGGAGCGGCCCUCUCAAUUGGAGUCACAGACUAAGAGGUUGUCCUUACCAAACAGUGCAGGUUUAGGCGGAAUGGGAAAACCCACUACAAAUAAAGUUGCAGUGAACCGGUCAGCAACUCGGAAGCCCCUUAAAGGUGCACAAAAGUCGGAGACGAAACACCAUCAGAAUCCGAAGGAUCCAGCUUCGAAGAGAGCCGAAGUGCAGAUAUGAGAAGCUAUUUUGAAUUAAUUUUACUUGUUGUUUUAGCAGCUGAUCCUUCGAUUUGCCACUGCCGAAUCAAAUGCUCCGUCUGUAAAUAUUUUACAUGAUCUUGGUCAGGUAGGUUAAUGGUCCUAUUACUCUUUGUACAUCUCUAUCUUCUGGAUGCUGAAAGUUGAAGAGUGGUGAUAGUCCUUGAUGAUAGGAGUGGAUCAUUCUGUUGUGUUAUUAUUUGGUACCUGUUUAUUACUGUUGUGUUUCGAGUAUGUAAUGGUCACUUCUAUGACUACUGUCAAGAGGCUGUCGAUGUUUCUGAAUCACUUAAAUUGUGGGAAAUGUAAUGGUUAUGUUUUGGAUGUA
This is a messenger RNA of Musa acuminata subsp. malaccensis (wild Malaysian banana), 2136 nucleotides long. RefSeq names its product protein IQ-DOMAIN 5. NCBI's taxonomy places the organism in Eukaryota, Viridiplantae, Streptophyta, Magnoliopsida, Zingiberales, Musaceae. Gene Ontology annotation, molecular function: protein binding. The record is from RefSeq and is a predicted model, not a curated record.